ACUCAUUCAUGAGUCUCUCGCAUUGUGUGCGAUUUUGGGGUGGUGAAGCCGAACUCUCAGGAUGCUGUCCGAGGUAGCCUCGUAGAAAUAUGAAUCGAACCAGCCCGUGAGCGAAGGCAUUCGCUUCCGACGUAUUUUGGUGACGCAUCAUCAUCGUGCUCAAAUGGGGUCACACAGCGGAUUCGAAGUGCCUCGUUUCGUCGUACUUCUCGGCCACUUUGUUCUCCUGAUCGUUCUACUGUGGGAUGUAGAAGUCGUCGCGAAGUCAUCUCUACCUUGGUCUCAACGAGAUGAUCAUUCUCGGGUAGAAUCUGUUCAAACACAAAUCACCGCGGGUCUUGCAACUUCAACGACAUUGGUGGCUAUAGAGCUCACAUGUUUCAUGAUUGGAGCAUCGCUUUUCUUCCCCACUCAGUGUCUGUCGUCGGCAGUGGUGCAUUCGAUAAGUUUCGUCUCGUUAGCGUUCUUCAUGGCUGAUACCUUUCAUGUGAAAUACUUCUGGAUCUUAUUCGUUCUUACAGCCUUGUCCUGCAUGGCCGAGGUUACUAUUCUGUUCGGCGCGCUGAUAUUGAACAAGCCCCUUUGA
This is a messenger RNA of Galendromus occidentalis (western predatory mite), 586 nucleotides long. RefSeq names its product transmembrane protein 107. The transcript has 3 exons. NCBI's taxonomy places the organism in Eukaryota, Metazoa, Arthropoda, Arachnida, Mesostigmata, Phytoseiidae. Bases 164 to 586 code for a protein of 140 amino acids. Gene Ontology annotation, cellular component: MKS complex. The record is from RefSeq and is a predicted model, not a curated record. Gene Ontology annotation, biological process: protein localization to ciliary transition zone; non-motile cilium assembly.